Messenger RNA from Porites evermanni, 4384 nucleotides. The record is from the annotation of a GenBank genome assembly. NCBI's taxonomy places the organism in Eukaryota, Metazoa, Cnidaria, Anthozoa, Scleractinia, Poritidae.
AUGGCGUUAGAAUCCUUAAAGGAUCGUGUAUAUACUGCCAAAAGUGACGUGUAGGUGUCCUAACUGCUUGUGUUCAAUCUUGAUUUUUUCAAGUAAUUCCAUACCGUUUUCACAUGUAUGUAAAUUGAACUAUUCUUUGACUUAUAUUAAUAUCUUUCUGUUUCUUUCGUUUCCUUAAAGAUGGUCGUAUGGUAUUGUGUUGUGGGAGAUUGCCACUUAUGGUGGGUAUUAAAAGUAGACAAACUUCUAUGUUGUCUUCUAAGAUAAAACUCUCCAUUUUAUAUAUAAUAAAUACGUUCCGUAGAGUAUUAGCAACACUAAAAACGAAUACAAACAUCCCACGAUAUUUUGCUCUAGGGAAUAAGCUAUUUAUAUUCUUGAAGAUCGGUUUGAGAAGUAUUUUUUGCAAACGCCGUGCAUGGUGGAGCAUUUAUAUUUUCCCAAAGGAAAUAAAAAAUGCGAGCGAAAUUGCAAGCCUAAAUAUUACCGAAUUUCUGUCUUGAGUAAAGUUGCCUGAAGAACAUGAUCGAAAGCAAAAUUUAAACCAAGAUUAUGCGCUAGAUAGAACACAAUGAAGUUGACAAUAGGCCUGAAUGUGUUUCACAGUUACACGUGGAGACGAGGCUGGGUUGACCUAAUUAUGUUAAAUCAGUUAGUUGUUAUGCUAACUAGUAUUUUUUAAAUAUAAUAAUCGUGAGAAAAGGAAACUGUUUGUAUCAAAACGAGAGCAACCUCAGUCUCACAUUCACUAAAAGGCUAAGGGUACCAAGCUCAUAACUGUAAAAUAGUCUAUCGUCCAUGAAGUACUUCCCCACAGAAGAACUGACCAGUAUUUGGUCAAGGAAAUCAACAUAACACACUCCAAAAAACUCUUUAAAAACCUGUCGUCAUUAUUUCUAACCAAGAUGAAUUAUCAAGUCCGUUGUUGUCAAUUUAUUCUUUGAAACUCCUUGACUAACUCCUUGACUUUGAAGAAGAUGUUUCUUUCCUGGCUUUGCAAUUCGAUUUUCCACAAAAACCGGAAAGCCAUUAUAAGCCCUACACUAAGUUGUUACGAAAUGUGUUGCUCCAAAAAAGACAUUUAACCAUCUUGACUUNGAGAAAAGGAAACUGUUUGUAUCAAAACGAGACCAACCUCAGUCUCACAUUCACUAAAAGGCUAAGGGUACCAAGCUCAUAACUGUAAAAUAGUCUAUCGUCCAUGAAGUACUUCCCCACAGAAGAACUGACCAGUAUUUGGUCAAGGAAAUCAACAUAACACACUCCAAAAAACUCUUUAAAAACCUGUCGUCAUUAUUUCUAACCAAGAUGAAUUAUCAAGUCCGUUGUUGUCAAUUUAUUCUUUGAAACUCCUUGACUAACUCCUUGACUUUGAAGAAGAUGUUUCUUUCCUGGCUUUGCAAUUCGAUUUUCCACAAAAACCGGAAAGCCAUUAUAAGCCCUACACUAAGUUGUGACGAAAUGUGUUGCUCCAAAAAAGACAUUUAACCAUCUUGACUUUUUUUAUUUCAUUUCAUUUCUGACCAAUCAUUUAAAACGUCGAAGACUAAUUUUAAACAGGUCAGACAUUCUCAUUAUGAGUAAACGUUUUUGUUCUUCUUUACUUUUCGUUUGCUUGUUUGUCUGUUUGUUUUUUCUUUAGUUCGUCUAAGUCGAUGGAAUAAUAGAUCUGUUAUUGGAUGGUUUAGUGUGUAGUAUUGUGGCAUAUUUCUACCCUUUUUCUUGUAAUAUGACCUAAAAUUUGGUGGAUGUCUGUAGGUGAGGUGCCGUACCCUAACAUAAUAAUACUAGCGGAUCUAAUCAUUUGGCUGUCCAUGGGGAACCGUAUGUCACGUCCGGAACAUAGCUCAGACGAACUGUAAGUUUGCAAUUGUCCUCUAUACUAAUGAAUGGACAAAUAUUCAAAAACUCAUUAAUCAAUCAAUAUUUUAAUCAAUAUUUAUCCAGGGGCAUCCAAUUUAGUAGAGCUAGUCUCAAUGCAGCCCUGAAACAAUACAAAAGCAAAGACAUUAAAACAUUAAAACUAGAAAAUUAAUUAAGUUACAAAGCCAAAAAGUACCACACGCGUUACUGUUCAAAAUGGCGCUUUAGCUUGAUUUUAAAUUCGCUGAGCGUCUCUACUUGUCUAAUGAUCCCCUGGAGCUCUGGCGCGUCACGUUCUAUCAACUGCGAUUUACUGUUUCAAUGUAAAUCUUUAUAGAUUUAGGGCCUGUUUACACGGAGGUGGGGGGACCCAAGGUAGGUGAGGUAACAUGUGGCGGGUCACCCCACCUAUCAUGUUAACGUGAUCAAAUUAAAAUGACCUGUAACCUGGUAACUCCGUUACCUUGUAGUUACCUUGUUACUCUUAAAGUCGGUACAAUAUAUGUCCCCAUACAUGACGUACGUACCGCUAUAGCCGUGUUAAGCGUUGCACUUAAGACUUAUCAGUUGUGAAGACGCAAGGCAUUGAGACACGCUUUUCUGGGAAUGUGUUUGAAAUUCAAAGAACAUCAUUCUUCGGAAUUCGGACUCGCAUGAGAUGAAUGUGACAAAUGUAUAUGAAAUAAAUCAUAUAUGAGAACUGCGGAAAUGAAUUCUGGCAGUCGUGAACGCAAUACGCCAUUUGCUCGAUGACGUCUUUUACUAUCAAGACCACACUUCAUUUUGUUCUUUCUUUCAAAUUUAAAAUUGGUAAUCUCAGUGAGGUUCAAUUUACACAAGAAAGCAAAACCCUGAAGGAUCUGGUAGCAGUAGUAAAAUGACGUCAUCGUGAAUAUGGUCUAUUUAUGGAAUUGUGUAAGAAGCCUGAAAGAAUAUUCAGGACUUCAACGGGAUUUGAACCUGUGACCUCGCGCUCUAACCAACUAAGCUAUGAAGUCACUUAUGUUGGGAGCUGGUCAAUUAUUUGUUCAUGUUCCCGUGAAAGAGAUGAAUGUAGCAAAAUAAUGUAUAUGAAAUAAAUCAUAUAUGAGAACUCUUCCAGGCUCGGAGAUAAUCGGGUCCGCUGAAUUGAGAAGGCGCGAACAUAAAAAAAAAAAAAGAAAGAAAGAAGUGAAAAACGCGGGGAGAAAACUUGGGAGAGGAAGGGCGGCGGAGCCUGUAAUCUCUGCCAACUUUUCGCAUGCCUUACGCUUUCGUGUCAGUUUUCCCUCAUUAUCUCUAAGCCUGGAACAGGCUACUUAACAAUCGGAUAGCGUUUCCUUCUUCAAGACGAGUUGUAAUUUAGACUACGAGUGGUCCCCCAUUUUUCCUUAGGGAUAGUAGAGCGUGCGAAACGCGAGCGCACGUCGCGUGGGGUGAUUUUCACGCGCUCGCGUUUCGCUCGCUCUACUAUCCCUGAGGAAAAAUGGGGAUUUCUUGUAGUCCAGUUGUAAUUAGGUAUUACAGAUUAAUUAUUCAAAUAUUUUCUGCUGUUAUCUGCAGAUAUGAAAUGAUGCGUUCAUGUUGGUUAGAAAACCCUUUGAUGAGACCCACAUUUGCUGAAAUAACGAAGCGAUUCCAGUAUUAUUUACGAGAAUAUAAGGUGCUGUCUUGAGUCUUCCUUUGUUUAAUCCAUUAAAUACUGUUAAGUGAAAUCACUGAACAAAUUUAUUGCUAGUCCAAGAAAAGCUAAUUUCGGUUCCUGUCGAAAAUUAUUGGUUUAUCACUAUUUAUCAGCCACAAAAAANUAAGCCUGGAACAGGCUACUUAACAAUCGGAUAGCGUUUCCUUCUUCAAGACGAGUUGUAAUUUAGACUACGAGUGGUCCCCCAUUUUUCCUUAGGGAUAGUAGAGCGUGCGAAACGCGAGCGCACGUCGCGUGGGGUGAUUUUCACGCGCUCGCGUUUCGCUCGCUCUACUAUCCCUGAGGAAAAAUGGGGAUUUCUUGUAGUCCAGUUGUAAUUAGGUAUUACAGAUUAAUUAUUCAAAUAUUUUCUGCUGUUAUCUGCAGAUAUGAAAUGAUGCGUUCAUGUUGGUUAGAAAACCCUUUGAUGAGACCCACAUUUGCUGAAAUAACGAAGCGAUUCCAGUAUUAUUUACGAGAAUAUAAGGUGCUGUCUUGAGUCUUCCUUUGUUUAAUCCAUUAAAUACUGUUAAGUGAAAUCACUGAACAAAUUUAUUGCUAGUCCAAGAAAAGCUAAUUUCGGUUCCUGUCGAAAAUUAUUGGUUUAUCACUAUUUAUCAGCCACAAAAAAAGGGAAAGGGAAAGCCGCUGUCGUUGACUUUCACAGGACCAAAAAAAAAACAAGAAUCCGUAAACUUAAACAUGGCGGGAACACGCGACUCCGUUGCAGUGAACUCAAGGGGGCGGAGUAUCUAAUAUAAACAGUAUUACGACACAUUUGUUUGUUUGUUUAUAUAUAUUUGUUUACACCCAAUUUAGAGAAAGUACGUGAAUGUAACCGACGAUGGCUCAGAAAAG